Molecule: messenger RNA, 1560 nt
Organism: Prorocentrum cordatum
Lineage: Eukaryota; Dinophyceae; Prorocentrales; Prorocentraceae
Source: the annotation of a GenBank genome assembly
AUGCCCGUGCUUAAGCUGGCCGAGAGAGUGGCUGGCUUGAAGCUCAACCUUCCAAAGUGCGUUGUCGUGGUAACUCACGAGCUCAAUCGGAUAGAAUUCGACCGCCUGAUGCUUGACCACGACAUCGAGCUGCCAGGCGUGGUCCUCGGCACCGCAGGCAAGUAUCUUGGAAUAUGGGGGCGCGCCUCGGAGGGCGUCCUGCGACACGCGCUUACGGGGGGCGCCCAGCGUACUUGGCAUCGGAGUGACGGCGGCGGGGCCUGCGGCGACGAUCUUGAAAAGUAUAGGUCCGAGGGGCGCCAGCCGUGCACGGGCGCCGUUCCCGGCCAGGCGCCCCCUGGGUUCCGCCGCAGCGUGUCCGACGUCGGCGGCGAUGGGAGCCUGCACCGCGCGGCGCUCGAGGUGGCGCGUGGCGCCCUCCUCGCGGCGCAUUCGGCGACUGGGCUCACAACGGGCCGCCCUGAGUUGCGCGAGUCCCUCCGCAUAUUCAGGGCGGCCGAGGGCAUGCUGCGGGCGGCGGUGGACAUGCUGACCAGCCCGCUGCUGCUCCUCGGCGGCGGCGGCGGCCCCGUGGCCGCGGCGGCAAGACGGGCGAGGCAGCGGAUGACAAACAUGGACGACGCCUUGGCCGACGAGCUGCGGCUGGUGCGGCGGGACGGCGGCCCGCCUUCCAGCGCAGCUUCGGGCACGGACAAGGACAAAGGCACGGGCAAGGCGCUGGGGCGGCAGCUGUCGGUGCGGAUGCGCUUCGCGAUCGAGGGCGUCUGCGCCGAUCCUGGGCCCGGCAUGGGGGCCGGCCCCGGGCCCGCGCGGGCGUGCGCGGCCGGCGCGCCGUGCCGCCAGGAGGGCGGCCCGGGCCGGCGGAGCAGUGAGAGGCUUGCGGCCCAGGCCGGGCCCCGCCUGGGCGGGGGCCCCCCUGCGGCGCCGAUGUGGCGGCUGCUUGAGAGCUGGUGCUACUGCUGCAGGUGUCACUGGGGUUUCGUCGUGAGGACCAGCGAGAGGACCCUGGACGACUACCUCAAGCUCUUCCGCAGGACCAUGGCCGCCGACCUCGUCCUCGCGCUGCUCUACGCGGUGCACGUGUCGGACUGGGUGACGAGGCGCAGAGGGGCGGCCGAGGGUGCGGCGGGCACGGCCAUGACGGUGCUGGGGGUCUGGACGGUGGGCUGCUUCUGCUUCGACGCCGUCCUGGUGUGGCUCCUCGCGCGCUGCGUCAGGGGCGCGGCCGACGGCCCGUCCGUGCGCUCGGAGGAGCUGGACAGCGUUGCCACCUGGCAGUUGGCGUGCGUGGGCCACUCCUGUGCGGGGCUCGCGCUCUUCGGCGCCCGCUAUCUGCUGGAGAUGUCGCAGAUUGGCUUUGCCACGAGGUGGGCCGCGUGCACUCUCGCGCUGAUUUUCCUCGCCAAGGCCGCCGGCGUGGUGGCCCUCGGCUCGUUCGGCAGGUGGCUCUGGCUGCAGUCGGACGAGGCCAAGACCCUCACCCUCACCCGGUCGGCCUCGCACUCGACCCUGUACUCGGACUCCGACGCGGACCUGGAGGAGGAGGACUGGGCUGGCUGA